GUGCAGAUAUGAUAUUUUACUAUUCCUUUAAAUAGUAAAAUAUCAUAAAGAAAGAUGCUUUACUUUUGGAAAAUUGUGAAUCGCAUCGCAGUUGACGUACAAAUUGAUCCAAGCGAACGUGUGAGUCGUCAAAAGGAUACACAGAAUGGGUUGUCCACUGUAUUUUUCUGUUUAAAUAUGUGAUUGCCGCGAGGCGGGCCUCCUAUCGAUAUCGUAGAAGACGUCCGACAAUAAGUUAAGUGACGAACCAUUACGUCUCUCGCUUAAGUGUUGGCAUGCUUACUUAGUUCAAUUUUGUGGUUUGCGAAGGAUUCACAAUUUUUAAAAAAGAAGACUUUAAUUCUUGACUAAUCCAAAACGCGAAAUCAUUGUAUUUAGACUUGAGGCGAUGAUGUGAUUCUUGAUGUUGACAAUUAAGUAUUCGAAUUAAAGGACUCCAAUGCCGUAAAUUAAGAUACUGGCUGUCCGAGCCUGACCCAAUUGUCGACAGUGUAACAGAAGAACAUGUGACGCAGUACAUCAUCAACCAAAUCAAAAGGCCAUCGUCGUCCAUUGCAUUUGAUUUUGCCGCUACGCAUUCGAGCGAUCGUUUUGCUCCAGGUGCCAGCCCACGACACGCGUCUUUCGAAUGUUUAUCAUCAAGAAUUACCUGAUCGUAUCUCAGGAUUAUAACGUAGGAUGAAGCUAAAGUUCACACGUGCCAUUGCAUCCCAAUCAGAUUCCACGACACCGGAAAAAGGCAUGAGCUACGUCGUCAUUGAAAAUCGAAUACGUUUCACAGCCAAACAAAAGAAAGAAUAUCGAAAAAUCUUCGUCUGCACAUCAUCGUUUGCUUUGCUUAAAUUGGCGCAAACGUCUUUGCUGUGUAAUUUUCUCGUAAAUGAACCUGCAGAGUUGUCUGACAAGCCACGUCGAAAUUUUUUGUCUGCAUCAGAGCGCUACACGCUUCAUGUGACGGUGUACGGAUCAAGAUUCAAUCCAACAUUCCCAAUCAUUUUUUCGACUGCAUCCACAUCAAGCUGUCGUCAUUGGACGAAUCAAUAGAUAUAUCGCCAACGAUAUCGCCGAUUCUAAGGUUUUCACAAUGCCCGAGGCUGGCGUCAUGGUCACUGCAUUUAUUGAGAUAAUUUAAAACAAUCGUAAGAUUAACAAGCAGGAGACACUGUCAUCAACAAAAUUCCAAGAGAGAUCAAAUGAUCCAAUUUUUUUCGCAGGGUAAGGAAAGUAGUUGCUCAAUGCAAGUUGAGUAAAACGGAAACGAUAGGUCCACAUAUCCAUUAUAUUCCUUGCAUAAAAAUAGCCUCUAGGACGUUGCUGAGAAUUUAAGCGAGAAAAUUAUCUACGCAUGCUUGUGACCAUACACUGGCAUCGACCGCACCAAAGGUUGCGCGUACCCCAUUCGCCUCGCCAUAAAAAAAAACGAUUUCACGACAUCGAUCAUCAAUUUUUUAUCGCUCUAUCAUCUCAUUUAACGAGCAUCGAAUAGCUGGGGCAAAAAGUCGUCAACCUUGAUCGUCUGAAAAGGCCCAAGAAUGAAUAAAGGAGAAUGUAGGGGUGACUCCAUUCGUUCCAAUGCAGCUGCCUUAACAGAUUGAAACGCAUGCUUUAAAUACUCCAGUAAACUUGGCUCAGAACGUGCUUGACAGUGAUCGCUCAAUUCGUCAUUACCCCGAAGACAGCAGUUUGAAGAUGCCUUGAUGCUGCAGCUCACAAGUUAACCAAUCGUCUGAGAAAAUGACUCGGUUUGACUUUCUUCUUGAGCUUGAUCACCGAGUUGACCCUAGCCAGCUUUACAUGUGGGUUCUUCGAUGUUCGGUUGAUAUACGAUACGUUAGCCGUGUCUGUCAAGGUAAACAGAAGUAUUAAAGUUAGAAUGCCCAGAAUGGAUUCAUCGCCGGCAGUGUCAUCUAGCAACAAAACUCCUCAAGCCAUCAAAAUUCCGAACGCAGCAGCCAUAAGUGAAUUUCGAAUUAUAAGAUAAAACCAGAAUCAAAAUAUUGACGAUGUUUGACAUCAGUUACAUUUUGCAUCUUUUUUAAUGACUCCUACUCAUCUAAAUCCUUCAAAACUUAGUAUAAUCGUACUUCAACCAAUCGACUAAGCUCUUCGACCCACUGAAGACAUCUUUCUCGCGCAAUCGUCUUGCCUCGGAAGCACCGCCAGCACAUGUCUUUGUUUGUUUUCUUAGCUCUGGCAUAUUCGCAAAAAAAUGCUAUUGAUUAAACUCUUCAUCCAGCUUUUUGCCUUCAUUUAUCAAAGCCUCGAUCAUUGUAGUUUUUUCGCUUUAUCAAGCUCGUCCGCGCCCGAAUUCAGCCGCACACC
Molecule: messenger RNA, 2322 nt
Organism: Plasmopara halstedii
Lineage: Eukaryota; Oomycota; Peronosporomycetes; Peronosporales; Peronosporaceae
Exons: 1
Coding region: 679-1044 (121 amino acids)
Source: RefSeq, a predicted model, not a curated record